This is a messenger RNA of Coturnix japonica (Japanese quail), 4663 nucleotides long. It is a transcript of the gene POLN, whose product is annotated as DNA polymerase nu. NCBI's taxonomy places the organism in Eukaryota, Metazoa, Chordata, Aves, Galliformes, Phasianidae. Gene Ontology annotation, biological process: DNA-templated DNA replication; double-strand break repair. Gene Ontology annotation, molecular function: DNA binding; DNA-directed DNA polymerase activity. The record is from RefSeq and is a predicted model, not a curated record.
AGGGCGGCUGCGCGGGAGCGGCGCGUGGCGGGCGGUUUGACCGUUGGCGCCAUAACGGCCACGCGCUGAUCCCUGUUCUCCACAGGGCGGCCCGAGCGCUUCCCCGUGCUGCGGUUUAAUCAUAAAAAUGGAGCAUUGCACAUCAUACAUAGGAUGUGAGCUUUCUGAGGUGCCUUUAUCUGAUACUGCUCAGAGGAUUAUGUCAGCUUUGCAGUCAAUUCCUGCAGGAGUUCAGACUAGCAGAACAAACAAUCAGAGUAAGGAGAAGACAAAGGAAGAUAAGCUAGGUGAUAAGGAUGCAGGUCUGAGAAAUGAAAAGGCCAAGCACAUUGAGAUCAGUGAUUCCACAGUUGUCUUAUUAAAAUCAGCUGCCAGCUCUCAAACAAGUCCUGCUGGUGAGAUAGCCAGGACAGCACAUACCAAAGAAAUACUUUGCUGUCAAGAUAACAAAAUACUGAACUACCAGGAAUCAGACUCUCCUAAAUGGGGAUACAGAGGAAAAAACCUUACAGUAGAAAAAAGAAACAUGGUGGAUGGUGAAAAGAACUUAGCUGCCUCCCUUAAAAGAAAGCAAGAGUUGCCUACGUAUUGUUCGGGAAAAAAAGGAUUACUUGUAAAGAAACACAUUUCAAAUGAAAGUAGAUGUAGCUGGCCUUCCAGACAAGCAGAACCUUCUGAAAAUGAAUUUUGUGAUAUCAGGAGUUUAGGAUACGAAGAAAAAAGAGAAUUGAUUGCAAAUAUAAAAGAAGCAGUGGCUUUUGUAACUACUAUGAUAUUUCUAGAUGGUUCUUCGCAGCUCAAUUCAGAGCAGACCUUAACCUCGUCAGUAAAGGGAAUUGUUGUGUUAGUGAAGAGUCGAACAGAUCGCCUUCGCUCCCGCAGUAUCUCUUCAGCUGACAGUACUCGGAGCACCAUUAGUGAAAGUGAUAAAUUCAUUUAUUUGGAAACUGAAUGCUCUUCCCUUUGGGAACAAGAAGAGCAGGCUCACAGCAAAUUUGCUCGGCAGGUGUUGUUUCAAAUACUACGUUGCAAAGUUCCAGUUAUCUGCUUCAAUGCCAAAGAUUUCCUGAAGACAGUGCUUCAAGUUUAUGGUAAUGGAAUUAGCUGGAAACAAGUUGCUGAUAGCGUUGUGUUAGAUCCAAGGAUUGCGGCGUGGCUGAUAAACUCCAGUGACACGGUUCCUUCUUUUGAGUGUCUCAUACAGUAUUUUGGAAAAUCUUAUUCAGUGGAAACAGUAAAUACAGAUACGGGUACGCUGAGAAAGUCUUCGCAUCAAAACUUGGUUGUGAAUUUGCAAAAACUUUAUACUAUAAUGAUGGGCCUUGCUCAUGACUUAAAGGUCCAAGGUUUGUGGAAAUUAUUUUGCAAAUUAGAGAUUCCACUAAUCAAAGUCCUGGCAGUUAUGGAAACUCACAAAAUACAUGUGGACAAACAAGAACUGAGAAAAACAUCGGAGAUUCUGGGGCUGAGACUCAAAGAACUUGAAGAGGAAGCCCAUCAGAUUGCUGGAGAACGAUUCCUUCUGACCAGCAGUAGUCAACUCAGAGAGGUGCUGUUUGAAAAGUUAAAGCUGCAUACUGUGUGUGAGAAAAUUCGCAGAACUGAGAGACAGCAAGUUGCAUCCACCUCAGAAGCUGUGUUAAUUAAGUUGCAAGAUCUUCAUCCUUUGCCUAAGCUAAUGUUAGAAUACCGGCAGGUUCGUAAAAUGAAAUCAACUUAUGUGGAUGGACUAAGAACAUGCAUGAGAAAGGGAUUUAUUUGCCCUACGUGGAAUCAGACAGGAACUGUGACUGGCAGACUUUCAUCCAAGCAUCCAAACAUUCAAGGUAUCUCUAAACAUCCACUGAGAAUUACAAAGAAACAGUACAUAAAAGGAAAAGAAGAGGAAAUACUAACCAUUUCCCCACGAGCACUAUUUGUUUCAAAGAAAGGAUAUACUUUUUUAGCAGCAGAUUUUUCACAAAUUGAAUUAAGGAUCCUUGCUGACUUAUCAGCUGAACCAGAGCUGUUGAAACUAUUCCAAGAGCCUGAAACCACUGAUAUAUUUACCUCACUGGCUUCUCAGUGGAAGGGCAUCCCAAGUGAACAAGUGAAACAAACUGAUAGAGAGCAAGCAAAGCGUAUCGUUUACUCAGUUGUUUAUGGAGCAGGUAAAGAACGUCUUGCUGAAAGCUUAGGAAUUACUCCUCUUGAAGCUAGUCACUUUAUAGAGAGUUUUAUGCAAAAAUACAAGAAAGUACAUGAAUUUACAAAGAAAACCAUUGGACAAUGCCAAAAUAAAGGUUAUGUGGUUUCCAUUAUGGGACGCAAAAGACUACUUGCUAAUAUCAAUUCACAGGAUUACAAACUACGCACUCAAGCAGAGAGGCAGGCUGUCAAUUUUGUUGUUCAAGGAUCUGCAGCUGAUCUUUGCAAAUUGGCUAUGGUUGAGAUUUUUACCUCUGUUGUCGUUUCUCCGACUUUAACAGCCAGGUUAAUUGCUCAGAUUCAUGACGAGUUGUUGUUUGAAGUAGAAGAUUCCCAAAUCCAGGAAUUUUCAGCACUGGUGAAAAGAACAAUGGAAUCCCUUCAGCAAACAGCAGCCUUGGAGGUGCCACUGAAGGUUCCCUUGAAAGUGCUUCUUACCACUGGGAAAUCAUGGGGGUGUAUGACAGAAUUGCAGGAGAUGUAAAGCAGUCAUCGGGGAUGUUAUUCAGUACCCGUACACCUCAUUGGCCUGUGCUGAUUCCUCACUGAAUCACUAGGCAACAGCGCUGCUGGAUCUUUCAUAAGCACCUAAUACUCUGCAUGUGAAUUUUUUUACUUCAUUUUGUCUGUAGCCCUAGGCAACAGCAGUGAGAUAAAACUGGAUUUUACCAGUUCAUUGUGUUUCCUUUAGCCAAGGUAACCAGCAGGGAGCUGCUUUUGUUCAGAGCUAAAUUGCUACAUGCAAGAAAUGAAGCAAGACAAUAUUAACCCUUUGGGAACAGGACAGAUAUAUUUGAGUUAAAUGGAUGUUUAGAUUUUAAUAUUAAAUAUUUUUGUGUAGUGCUUUUGUAAAAAUACAUAAAAUCUGAAAUUAGAAAGAUGCUAUUUGGACUGUACCAGCGGCUGCUUAACUGUUGCAUUCAGCUUGUUCUACAGUUUGUGAGUAGAUGGCAGCUGCUAACAUGCUGAAUGUCUUUUUCCAGAGACUUAGAAAAGAGUUCCUUAGAAGAGUUUUCACUUUACUUUGUAUUUAAGAUUUUAGAGUACAACAAGUAAAUGAAAACAGCAUAAAAUGUAUUAAAAAUAGCCAGAUUGCUGUCAGUGCUAUUAAUUUCAAACUCAUAUUGUACACUGUAGCUUUAGCAAACAUUAGAGGAGGUAUUUUAGUUUUGCCUGAUCUAUUAUUUUUAUUAUUGAUAUAAUGCUAAAUACAGCUUAGAUUAAUGUUGAGAUUCAGACGUACACCUUAAAUGAUUCAGGCUUCUUCAGUGUUUGGAUUUGUUAUUGAUACUUUGUUGUUCUGUAGAGUUUAUGCUUGAAGUUUGUUUUAUAAAUCGUUACUGGUUGCCAAAUUCUGUCUCUGUGAUUGUGGAAAAUGAAACUAUCCUCAACAUCUACUGUUCAUUUGGAAGUUGAAGUCAAACAAAAAAAAUUUGUAGGAGACGUUCAAUAUCUUUCAGCAUCAGACCUCAAAUGAUCAAAGUAAUAUAAUUUAAAUUUUAAAUGUGUUGAGCUACAGGGAUCUUGCAACAGUUUUAAUUUGUAUCCUUGGACAAUUUUGCAUUAUCCUUAAAGGUAUUAACUAUUAACUAUUGCAUAUGAAUUGUACAUAGCCUGUCAGAUGAAGUGAAUUAGUUAUUUCUAAAAAUUCAUAUUGCUAUAAAAUUAGCAGUGGUCAUGUAAGUAAAGUCAGAACAUUUUACAUAUUAAUCGUGGGUCUCUUUGGGUGGAAGGCAGAUCACAGAGACUGUGAUCACCUCUGGGCUCCAGGUUUGCCCUUUUUGAUUUUGCAACUUUCCUUCCUGCUUUUAAAUCUCCAAGACAACCACACAGUAAGGGCACUACCUUAUUAUACAUCUGAGGGUUCAUUUUGUAUAGGCUGGUGUGAGGGCAAAAGACAAACUGGUUCAAGCUUGCAGGAUUGUUCAAGCCCAGGAUCUCAAGACAGUGCAGUUUGUGUCCCCACAGCUUGCAGGAUGUAUACCAGGAACUCAAGAUAUCUUCUAGUACUCCAGAUUCACUAGUAAAGAAGCUGUUUUCUUCAAGUUGUAGGCCACUAGUGAAUUAGCAUAUAUGGAUUUAUUGGGAGAGGGGGGGAAAGCACACAACUAAACCUCUUUGAUGUUGUCCAUGCAAUAAUCACCAGAUGUGCUAUGAAACAUUAUAGAUACUGGGAUGUGUUCUUUAGUCUUUCCAUUCUCUUGUCUAUGAAUAGCCAGACAGCCUUCACUGCUUGGCCUAUUCUACUUCAUUAAGGUAUCAGUUUUGGGGAUCAUUAGACUUUUCAGAACUCACUGAAGUGGACCUCAGAUCCCCUCUCUGGAUGAGUUUUUAACUCAUGAAAUCCCACAUACUGAGGUGAAUGCUCACUCUCUGGAGCCAUUGUUUGUACUUCACACUCCAUUCUUGCUGCCUUCCAUCCUAUACUGCAAAAUAGAUUUCAAAUUGUGGAAUAAUAGAAUUAUUUCUCUCUUUA